Spirodela intermedia is the source of this 1793-nucleotide messenger RNA. NCBI's taxonomy places the organism in Eukaryota, Viridiplantae, Streptophyta, Magnoliopsida, Alismatales, Araceae. The record is from the annotation of a GenBank genome assembly.
AUGUCGCUGGCAUGCGGAGCGGAGUGCGUGUUCUGCGUCGGCUGCUCCCGCUGGAUUUGGAAGCGAUGCACCUACGUCGGAUCCUACGACAGCGAGACCUGGCCGCCGGCGGAUCCGGCGGAGUUCGAGCCGGUGCCCCGCAUCUGCCGCCUGAUCCUCGCCGUCUACGAGGACGACCUCGCUCAUCCGCAGUUCCCGCCGCCAGGCGGCUAUCACCUCGACCCCUCCUGCGUCGUCAAGCGCGUCACCUACGAGCAGACCUGCGGCCGCUCGCCGCCGUACCUCAUCUACACGGAUCACCACCACCGCGAGAUCGUCUUCUCCAUCCGCGGCCUCAACCUACGGCGUGAGAGCGACUAUGCCCUCCUCCUCAACAACAGCCUCGGGAUGCAGAUGUUCGACGGCGGCUACGUCCACCACGGCCUGCUCAGGUCGGCCAGCUGGCUGCUGAAUCGGGAGUCCGAAACCCUAGCGGAGAUCUGGAAGCGCUACGGCGAGGAAUACAAGCUUGUCUUCGCCGGCCACUCGCUGGGCUCCGGCGUGGCGGCGUUGAUGUCCAUCCUCGUCGUCAACCACGGCCACUGUGUCGGAGGGAUUCCCCGGAGCAAGGUCCGGUGCUACGCGGUGGCGCCCGCCAGGUCUAUGUCCCUCAACCUCGCCGUCAAGUACGCCGACGUGAUCUACUCCAUCGUCCUCCAGGCGGGCACAUUCUCUGCUCCCUUCUUCUCCACCGUGCUAGAUUCACAAUCCAGACCGCGCUAAAUCUUAACAUUUUGCGGAAGAAAUCAAUCAAUUAUGAAGCCGACCAGCAUCCCUCGGAAGAAGACAGUCCGUUCAAAUGACGACUGAUCCGUGUUGUCUCUGCAAUUCACAGGAUGAUUUCUUGCCGAGAACGGCGACACCGUUGGAGGACAUCUUCAGUUCGAUAUUCUGGUGAGUUCCGUCGAUUCCGCGGGCCCUACCCUCUUUUCUUCCCGCAAUUCGUCCGAUUAUGAACCAACACAGAACAUUUCUUGACCGUUCUUCGUGCUCUGGGCAGCUUGCCGUGCUUGCUGUUCUGGGUCUGCAUCAGAGAUACCUUCAUACCGGAGGGAAGGAAGCUCAGAGAUCCGAGGAGACUCUACGCUCCCGGACGGAUGUUUCACAUCGUUGAGAGGAAGUUCUGCAGGUAGGGGGAUCCCCCAUUAUUGCCCGUAGCUUCCUGCUGUGAAUCCCUGUUUCCUCGGCGGUGGCGAUCUGUCAGGACUGAUUUCCAAGACGAAACCAUGGGCAGAUGCGGAAGGGUUCCUCCGAAGGUGAGAACCGCCAUCCCAGUCGAGGGCAGGUUCGAGCACAUCGUGCUCUCCUGCAACGCGACAUCAGAUCACGGCAUCCUCUGGAUUGAGAAGGAAUCGCAGAAGGCAUUGGAUGUAAGUGUCGGCAGCAUAUUCCGGCGAAGAACUAUCCUCUUCUCACUGUUGUUCUCUGACAAGAUGCUCUGCUCCCUGGUUUUCUCUCAGCUGAUGAAGGAGGGAAUGGAGGCGGCGCCGCCGGCGACGCAGAGGAUGGAGAGGAAAGAAUCGUUCGCCGAGGAACACAAGGCCGCACUGGUGAGGGCGGUGACCCUGAAGAUACCCCAUGCGGUGGCGCCGCCGGAGGGACCUUCCGGUUCUGCGGAGGAGACGGCGGCGUCGAGCGCCGCCAGUCCGAGGCUGACAAGGAAGCCCAAUUGGGAACAGUUGCUGGAGAAUCUCUUCGAUAAGGGCCCCUCAGGGGCGCUCGUCCUCAGGAAGGACAUCGGCACCUCUUCAUGA